Molecule: messenger RNA, 329 nt
Organism: Ruditapes philippinarum (Manila clam)
Lineage: Eukaryota; Metazoa; Mollusca; Bivalvia; Venerida; Veneridae
Product: extracellular serine/threonine protein CG31145-like
Exons: 3
Coding region: 45-329 (94 amino acids)
Biological process (GO): protein phosphorylation
Cellular component (GO): Golgi apparatus
Molecular function (GO): phosphotransferase activity, alcohol group as acceptor
Source: RefSeq, a predicted model, not a curated record
ACACGCCAUUUUGUGGUAAAGGUGAUGUAAUUGAGGGUUCCGUAAUGGCAUGGUUACCUGAUGGAAGAGACGCCGAUAGAGAAAGAUGGUUUAGUCCUUUUAGAAGGUCUUACAGCAAAAGUAAAACAGCGGAAUGGGAGAGGGACGAAGGAUAUUGCAAGAGACUUCUGCGGAAUCAGCCAUAUCUUUAUAAACGAUUCAUUGCAGAUUUCAUAGAUACUCAUAUCUUCGAUUUUAUAACAGGAAAUAUGGACAGACAUCACGUAGAAGUGUUUCGUUACCUUAGAAACGACACCUGUCCAAUUCAUCUUGAUAAUGGACGCGGGUAA